Messenger RNA from Pleurotus ostreatus (oyster mushroom), 1011 nucleotides. RefSeq lists its product as uncharacterized. The transcript has 22 exons. NCBI's taxonomy places the organism in Eukaryota, Fungi, Basidiomycota, Agaricomycetes, Agaricales, Pleurotaceae. Bases 1 to 1011 code for a protein of 336 amino acids. The record is from RefSeq and is a predicted model, not a curated record.
AUGUCAGCCAUUGCAAUUGACAACACAAUGGGAGCUGCCUUAAUUGGCUGCAUCCUCGCUGCAGCUUUAUACGGUGUCUCAACCGUCCAAACCUUCUUCUACUUCACUCAUUACUCGCGGGAUCCUUGGUACACGCAGCAAAUUGUCCUUGCCGUAUGGGUGUUUGAUACCCUCCAUCAAGCCCUGAUCACACACACGGUGUAUCAUUAUGUGAUAUCAAACUACUUCAAUCCUACGGCCCUGGGGAAUAUGAUCUGGCAAGAGUAUCCUGGUAUGUUGCCAGUUGGUUUUAGUUUCAUUGACCCAUGUAUUGAUGAAUUCUCGCAGCUCGAAGUAUUGGUCAACGGUUUCAUUGGACUUAUCGUGCAAAGCUAUCUGAUGCACCGCAUCUGGCGCUUGAGUGGAAAGAAGAUUUGGCCGCUCAUUCUCAUCGGGCCCUUCAUCGUUGGAGAAUUCAUGUGCUCCCUAGUCUUCACCAUCCUGUCUCUCCAAAUGACAACGUUCGCCGAGUUGACCUCGCUCAAGGGACUCUCGAUGUCCGUCAACGUUCUCGCGGCGGCCGGUGACCUCCUGAUCUCGAUAUGCUUGGUCCUCAUGCUCCACAAACGUCGAACUGGCUUCAAAAAAUCCAAUACUAUCAUUAGUCGAUUGAUCAUCUUCACUAUUAACACCGGACUUCUCACGACGAUGUGCGCCAUCGCCUCCCUCAUCUCGAUAUUGGUGUGGGACACCACACUCAUCUACGUCUCGUUCUUCUUCUGCAUCGGCAGAUUCUACGCCAACACCCUUUUGGCGACGCUGAACGCAAGAUCCAUCAUCCGCAGCGUUGGCGCAGACUCGGACACAAAUAGUGUGCCCCUGUCGGGUCGUCAUGCAUCGAGCACGCUCAACAAGGUUGGGGGGCCCAAGCCGACAAACAUCUCCAUCCAGAUCGACACUGCGCACGAAUACAUGCGGGAUGAUGAUAGCACUACGAUGAAGACCAAGUUACCCUCUGCUGAGGCUAUGUAG